Messenger RNA from Talaromyces rugulosus, 498 nucleotides. RefSeq lists its product as uncharacterized. Gene Ontology annotation, biological process: translation. Gene Ontology annotation, molecular function: large ribosomal subunit rRNA binding; structural constituent of ribosome. Gene Ontology annotation, cellular component: ribosome; cytosolic large ribosomal subunit. The transcript has 4 exons. Bases 1 to 498 code for a protein of 165 amino acids. The record is from RefSeq and is a predicted model, not a curated record. NCBI's taxonomy places the organism in Eukaryota, Fungi, Ascomycota, Eurotiomycetes, Eurotiales, Trichocomaceae.
AUGCCUCCCAAGUUCGACCCCAAUGAGGUGAAGGUUAUUCACCUCCGUGCUACCGGUGGUGAAGUCGGUGCUCAGUCUGCGCUGGCUCCCAAGGUCGGUCCUCUUGGUCUCUCCCCCAAGAAGAUUGGUGAAGAUAUUGCCAAGGCCACUGGUGACUGGAAAGGUCUCCGUGUCACUGUCAAGCUCACCAUCCAAAACCGUCAAGCCGCCGUCUCCGUUGUCCCCUCUGCUUCGUCGCUUGUCAUCAAGGCCCUGAAGGAGCCCCCUCGUGACCGCAAGAAGGAGAAGAACAUCAAGCACUCCAAGUCGGUCCCUCUGGAGGAGAUCAUCGACAUUGCCCGCAUCAUGCGUAACCGCUCCCUGGCCAAGGAGCUCCGCGGAACCGUUCUCGAGAUUCUCGGAACUGCCUUUUCCGUUGGCUGCCAGGUCGACGGCCGCAGCCCCAAGGAUGUCAGCGACGAUGUCAAGGCUGGCGAGAUUGACAUUCCUGAGGAGUAA